AACCGAUUCUGGCAAUGGCUGAGGCCUUCGAAGUUGAUGUCUAGUAUUAAAUGUCACUUUUCAAAGAUAUCAUCGUCGAAACAAAAGGUAUCAAUCGCUCUCAAAUCGGACGCUCGAGAAGACGGAAUGCAAUGCUGCCAGGGAAGGUUCAGUCUUCGAAACGAAAUCGCCCACAUGUACCGCUGGAAAACAGGAAGAGGACAGUUCAAGCAUGCAUUCAGUGUCGUACAAGUAAAAAGAAAUGUCGGCCAGGUCCUCGAAACCAAUGUGCAAGUUGUGCGCGAUCUAGACAAGCAUGUGUGUUUGAAAGCAUUCCCCCUAGGCAACAUGAGACCCAGCGAGAGUCGCCGAAAGUAACCAAUUCACCUCAAGACGAUCUAUUCCGCUGGGCUAACAUGGCAAAUGACAUCUCAGCCCGGUUCAACGAAAUUUGCCCCGGAAACGCCUUGGAUCCGAACCACUUCUCAAUAAUAUCUGGCCUGUUCCGCGAAGCUGUUGCUGGCCAGGGUCAACGUCUCGACCUCAGUCACGACGCUUCGGACCACGAGACAACAUCUCCCAGAUCAGGUGUUGAACGCGAAAUGUUGAUUUCCGAGCAAGGCUUUUUGACUGCGGUGUCUGAGACAAUUGCUCCAGACCAUCCUCAGAACGAUAAAAGCGCCUCGCCUGUCCAUAACUUACAACAUCAUCAAGACUCGAGGUUACUUGUUGCAGGCAUAGCCAAGCUUCCACCAUAUCGGGAGGCUGUGUCUCUUACCGACGUCUUCUUCACGUAUCUCGAAUCCAACUGGUACUAUUUUGAUGAAGGCUGGUUUCGUGGUCUACUGGUACAGGUUUACCGGGAAGAACCUCUCGCACCACAAAUCCAUUGCACAACCUUGUGCUUGGUCUUCCUGGUGCUCGCUCUGGGUGAAUCCUUCCUCCAUGUCAACCAAUCGAGUCCAGCGGAUUUACGUCAACAAGACCUUGCUCUGGAUGAGCUUCCCGGUAUUCAUUUCUACCAGGUGGCCAUGGAAUUAAUGCCUAGCGUCCUAAGUACUACCACUGUUGAGAGCGUGCAGUGUUGCCUCUUGAAGGCGUUGUAUACCCUUCCAACUCAGAACAGCUCUUAUUUUUAUACCUACUCUGGACUUGCGUUGCGCCUAGCAGUCAGUCUUUCGCUUCACCUUAACACAACUGACAAUAAAGUCACGCCCGAGAGUCGUGAAGUGUCAACUAGAGUGUUUUGGACUGCCUAUUGUAUUGAAAGACGAUCAUCGGUUGUGAUGGGCUUCCCGACAAUGCUACAGAUGAAAGAUAUAACUGCCCCUCUCCCUCAGAAGAGGCCGGACUUGGACAAACUUCGUCCCCAAAAGGUGGAUCGUCUCAUCGCCUUCACGAAACUGACCUUGGUCCUGAAUAAAGUCACCGACGCAAGUCCCGUCGAUGAAAAUUCGGACAAGUUUUCUUGGGCGUGUUCGACCCUCGAGGGUUGGAAGCGAUCUCUGCCCGCCCACUUGGUGGCUCUUGAUACAUUGUCCUUGCGGGCCACUGCUCAUCUUGAUAUCAUGUACCAGAUAAUCUGGAUCUAUAUUGGCCGGGCAGCCCUAUUGCGUCUUGUUCGAAAGCGGCUUCGCCAAAGUGAUGGAGGGGGAAAGUCGGACCUUUCUACAACCGAAAAACUCGCCGAUAAAUGCGUCAACGCCGCCCAUACCAUUAUUGAAUGGAUUAACCUUCUAAGCAGCCACAAUAAGCUUGCCAAAUUCUCCUGGACGGAUUUCCACUCUUGCUCCUCCGCGAUUAUCGUCAUACUCUUGAAUGAGGUAUUGCGUACACGAGAUCUGUCCUCGUCGACCAUUGACCAUGGUAUUGACGCUCUGCGGUUCAUGGCAAGUGGUAGUCGGCUUGCCAGAGAUGGGCUCCAUUUGGUCGAACGCCUACGCGCCAGUGUUCGCAAACACAAAGCAUCAGGGCAAAACGGCCCAACAUUGGUGGCCCGGAACGACAAUGCAGCAGCCGAAGCCCCGGGUUUAUCAUUGACACAAGACACUGGUGCCGAGUACACUCCUUCUGACUUUUCGAACUUUGACCCGGCGUUGUUCAGCGACCUGGAGCCCUCGUUACUCCAAUACUCAAGUCAAGACCUCUCCCUCUUUGGUUUUGACGGCUUCUUCCCUACGGACGAAGCGGAUGGCUCCUUGUGGAGCUGGGACGAUCCAAUGAACCCGGCGCUGCCAUGGUAAUCCAACGCCUGGAGAGACCUUCAGCACGGGAAAAGAUCUCCUUCAUCUUCAAGCGCACACUCCGGGACCAUUUACAGAGGCCAUAUCAAAGAUUCGACUGGGGAGGAAGCACGUCACUUCUCAAAUCUUUACAUUGCACAAAAGGAAAAACAAAAAACAAGAAAAAAGUCUACGCAUGUUCUAAUAUUUUGUAUCUGUACUAGGAUCCAGCUAUUUAGGCAACAUUCUGGCUGGUAAAUCAGCUGUUCAAAAUGCUGUGCAAAUUGGAUCGGUCACGUUGACGAUGAUGAUGUUAUGUGUAACUCAAGGUUGAAUCCAGGAUACUCAUGACAGAAGAUGGAUGUAACCCUAAGAUAUACCCAUAGGUCCAUUGUACAUGAGGCGUAAGGCGUCGCAACAGGUGGGAGGAGAGCCGAGGUCAUUU
Molecule: messenger RNA, 2646 nt
Organism: Exophiala oligosperma
Lineage: Eukaryota; Fungi; Ascomycota; Eurotiomycetes; Chaetothyriales; Herpotrichiellaceae
Exons: 5
Coding region: 51-2222 (723 amino acids)
Biological process (GO): DNA-templated transcription; regulation of DNA-templated transcription
Molecular function (GO): zinc ion binding; DNA-binding transcription factor activity, RNA polymerase II-specific; DNA binding
Source: RefSeq, a predicted model, not a curated record